Saimiri boliviensis boliviensis (Bolivian squirrel monkey) is the source of this 2150-nucleotide messenger RNA. It is a transcript of the gene HAUS3, whose product is annotated as HAUS augmin like complex subunit 3. Gene Ontology annotation, cellular component: microtubule organizing center; mitotic spindle; HAUS complex. Gene Ontology annotation, biological process: microtubule organizing center organization; spindle assembly. Lineage: Eukaryota; Metazoa; Chordata; Mammalia; Primates; Cebidae. The record is from RefSeq and is a predicted model, not a curated record.
GCGUGCGCGCGUCCAGGCGCUCCCGUCAGGCACUGCGAGGCGCGCGGGGCUCGGAGGGCGGUGGCGGCGAGCGCUCCGGAGCAGCCCGCGGAGCUUCCUGAGGAGGAAUCAUUAUAGAUUUGAAAAAAAAUAGAUGUUCCCUUCCCUGUGGACUUGGUAUAAAACGUAGCUUUUUUCUAUUUGGCUUUAAUUUCUAAAAAUCAGCACCGUAAACCCGUAUCAGAUACAACAACACUGGGGUAGUUAAAACCAUGAGUUGUGGAAAUGAGUUUGUGGAAACAUUGAAAAAAAUUGGUUAUCCCAAAGCUGAUAAUCUUAAUGGAGAAGAUUUUGACUGGUUGUUUGAGGGUGCUGAAGAUGAAUCGUUUCUGAAGUGGUUUUGUGGGAAUGUGAAUGAACAGAACGUGUUGUCUGAAAGAGAAUUGGAAGCUUUUAGCAUUCUUCAGAAAUCAGGCAAGCCCAUCUUAGAAGGGACGGCAUUGGACGAAGCUCUUCAGACGUGUAAAACUUCUGAUUUGAAGACACCUAAACUGGAUGACAAAGAGCUGGAGAAAUUAGAGGAUGAGGUUCAAACUCUACUGAAAUUAAAGAACCUAAAAAUUCAGCGACGUAAUAAAUGCCAAUUGAUGGCCUCGGUAACUAGCCACAAAUCUCUGAGGUUAAAUGCUAAAGAAGAAGCAGCCAUUAGAAAGCUGAAGCAGAGUCAAGGAAUUCUAAAUGCAAUGAACACUAAAAUCAGUAAUGAACUUCAGGCCCUUACUGAUGAAGUUACACAGUUGAUGACGUUCUUCAGACAUUCUAAUUUAGGUCAAGGGACAAAUCAACUAGUAUUUUUAUCUCAAUUUUCCUUGGAAAAAUACCUGAGUCAGGAAGAGCAAAGCACAGCAGCAUUAACUUUGUAUACCAAAAAACGGUUCUUUCAGGGUAUACAUGAAGUAGUUGAAAGUUCAAAUGAAGACAAUUUUCAGCUUUUAGAUAUACAGACACCAUCUAUUUGUGAUAAUCAGGAAAUCCUUGAAGAGAGACGAUUAGAGAUGGCUAGGCUGCAGCUCGCAUACAUUUGUGCUCAACAUCAAUUAAUUCACUUGAAAGCAAGUAAUUUGAGCAUGAAGGCAAGUAUAAAAUGGGCAGAGGAGAAUCUUCAUAGCCUAUCCAGCAAGGCUGUGGACAAAGAAAAUUUGGAUGCUAAAAUUUCUAGCUUGACCAGUGAGAUUAAGAAACUUGAAGAACAGAUCACUCAAGUGAAAGACAAAAGUUUACCUGCUGUGGUAAGAGAGAAUGCCCAGUUAUUAAAUAUGCCAGUGGUAAAGGGAGAUUUUGAUCUGCAGAUUGCUAAACAAGAUUAUUAUACAGCAAGACAAGAGUUAGUUUUAAAUCAAUUAAUAAAGCAAAAGGCAUCAUUUGAACUUCUACAGUUAUCAUAUGAAAUUGAAUUAAGAAAGCAUUGGGACAUAUAUCGUCAACUUGAAAAUUUGGUUCAAGAACUUAGUCAAAGUAACUUGAUGCUCUGCAAGCAAUUAGAAAUGUUAACAGAUCCGUCAGUCUCUCAGCAGAUAAAUGCAAGGAAUACCAUUGAUACUAAGGAUUAUUCUACUCAUAGGCUUUACCAACUUUUAGAGGGAGAGAACAAGAAAAAAGAAUUGUUUCUAACUCAUGGAAACCUUGAGGAAGUGGCUGAGAAAUUGAAACAGAAUGUUUCUUUAGUACAAGAUCAGUUGGCAGUAUCUGCUCAAGAACAUUCUUUCUUUCUAUCCAAGCUAAAUAAUGAUGUGGACAUGCUUUCUGAUGCUUUGUAUCAAGGAGGAAAUCAGCUUCUGCUUAGUGAUCAGGAGUUAACAGAGCAGUUUCAUCAAGUUGAAUCUCAAAUGAAUAAACUAAAUCAUCUCCUCACUGAUAUUCUUGCUGAUGUGAAGACAAAAAGAAAAACUUUGGCAAAUAAUAAAUUACAUCAAAUGGAAAGAGAAUUAUAUGUAUAUUUUUUAAAAGAUGAAGAUUAUCUGAAAGAUAUUGUGGAGAAUUUAGAAACUCGAUCAAAAAUUAAGGCUGUUAGUCUUGAAGAUUGAAAAUUACUGAAAACUGAAUCUUUAUUACUCAUGCUCUUUUAUUAGGAGACUAUAUAUAAUAAACAUUACCAAAUUUUUUAAAUUUGA